This is a messenger RNA of Mesorhabditis belari, 1380 nucleotides long. Lineage: Eukaryota; Metazoa; Nematoda; Chromadorea; Rhabditida; Rhabditidae. The record is from the annotation of a GenBank genome assembly.
AUGAGGAUUGGAGGCGACAAUCAUCCAACCAUUCCAGUCACAACCUAUCCCGCCGGUGCUCCAACAAUCGAUGUGAACAUUGAUUUCACUCGUCCCGAUGGACCGAGAACAAGACCACUUUUAGUUGAAGGGAAAAGGCUUUACGUUGACGAACAUUAUAUAUCCGAAUGGUCACCCGUUUUGAGAGCUUGGUGUAUCGAGUGUCCAGAUCGAGAGCUCAUCCUCGCAAAUGUGCAAUAUGAUCACAUCAUGGAAAUGUUAGAAUGUAUUCAUCCAACCUAUAAAGCAAUCGAUGAUCAAUCUGUUCAUAUUCUUCUUCCACUCGCAUACGACUAUCAGAUGGAUGGUCUUCUUCAUCGUUGUGAAUGUUUUCUUAUCAAUCAUAAUAUUCCUUUCUUAGAAAAGGUUUGGAUUGCUGAUCGAUAUAAAUUAAAUCGUUUACUCGUUUUGUGCUUGAGAGAAAUGAGACCGAAUAGCAAGAUCGAUCUUUCUGGAUCGAGAUACUAUGCUCUAAGCGAUCGAGUGAAAGUUCUUCUUUUGGAGAGAUUACACGGAGCACCGGCACCCGAGGAAAUCCCGGAACCCCCACUUGAUCUUGAAACUUAUCAACGCGCCACUGAUCUUCAUUUUGCAGCGAUUCGAGCGAAAACUGGGAGAGUUUAUUACGUGAAUCCAUAUUAUGUAGCCGCUUGGUCAAAUGUAUUUCAAGAACGAAUCUUUCACAAUUCUUCGACACAAAGCGAGGAAUUUUUCUGCCCAUGUUCACAUGAAGAGCUUAAAGCUUUCCUUAUGGCAAUUCAUCCACCACAAUUGAGAAUAAAUGAGCAAAACAUUGGCCCAAUUCUGAUGGCUGGUUGUCGAAUGGAAUCGCCGGCACUUUUGAGAAAAUGUGCUCAUAUCUUAUUGCAACCACAGACACAACUAUCAGUUUUUGUGCGUUUAUCGCUAUUGGAUCGUUGUUUUCUUCACGAAAUGAUCCCCGCUUGUUUGUCGAUGGUUCAACGACCAGAGCAUUUGAUACAAAUGACACAACAAAGCACUUAUGAUUGUCUUUCAACGAGAGCCCGUGCAUCUAUGAUGGAUCGAUUGUCGAUUUUAUUGGAUAAACCCGGAAUGCAACCACAUCAGUGUUUCCGUUGCAAAGCGCACAGCACUUGCUCGGGAGUGACAUGGAUGUGUCCACAAUGUAAAACCUAUUCAUCGGAUGCGAAUUUGUUGCGAAAUACGGCGGCGAGUAGUGGGACGGCACAAGCAGCAUCGUUGCAAGGAAUACAGGGAAUACAGGGAAUACAGGGACAACAAUACGGUGGAGGAGGUGCAAUACAACAACAAGGAGGGACAAUCAUGACGACAUCGACAACCGGGGUACAGGGAUUGCGG